AUGUCGCUGACAACUCUAGAAUACUUCAGCUUAGAAUCAAUCUCCAAGUGGAAGAAUCUUCCGCCGCCUAUAGGUUUCGCAAAGCCAGUAACCUCUAGAGCACCUUUUAAAAAGGCGGCCUCUUCUGUUGCUUCAUACGAUGAACUGAAGGAAAAGCGUGCUUGGGACGUGGCACUUGCCCCGGCGAAGUCUCUGCCAAUGCAGGCCUUCAUGCUCUACAUGUCCGGCGGCGGUGUACAAAUUUUCAGCAUCGGCAUCGUCUUUAUGCUUCUUUUCACUCCAUUCAAGAAUAUCGCGGCCAUAAACGAAGGUAUUAUCCGAGCUGUUUCUGCCGUCACAUCACACCUCUAA
Cyclocybe aegerita is the source of this 351-nucleotide messenger RNA. NCBI's taxonomy places the organism in Eukaryota, Fungi, Basidiomycota, Agaricomycetes, Agaricales, Hemipholiotaceae. The record is from the annotation of a GenBank genome assembly.